Malania oleifera is the source of this 2093-nucleotide messenger RNA. Its product is annotated as rho GTPase-activating protein 2. Gene Ontology annotation, biological process: signal transduction. The coding region runs from base 335 to 1753 and encodes 472 amino acids. Gene Ontology annotation, molecular function: GTPase activator activity. NCBI's taxonomy places the organism in Eukaryota, Viridiplantae, Streptophyta, Magnoliopsida, Santalales, Ximeniaceae. The transcript has 4 exons. The record is from RefSeq and is a predicted model, not a curated record.
CCCAUUAAAGAAGAAGAUAGUAAAGGCGUUCGUAUGCCCGACGCUGUCUUCCGCUUCCCACAUUAAAUAAAUGAAUUAAUAAGGUUGAUGGUCCUGCUGAAGAAGGUGGAGGUGAAGUGGCAUUUUCGAUAAUGUCAUCAGCAGCGAGGGUAAUUUGGCUCCGAGAUGAUAAAGUGAAAUUUGAAACGAGUGGCCGUUUGAACCUUUCUGAGAGCUUCCAACUUCAAAUCAAGCCCCCAACUUCAAUGCAAAUAAAAAAAACACCUCUUUUGCAUUUAAAUCUCUUUAGUCUCUUCACUGCAACAGAGUAAAGGGAUAACAGAGAGAGAGAGAGAUGGCAGGGAUGGUAAUGGUAACAAAGGGUGGUGGGUGUAGAGGAGAUGGCGAAACCAGAGGAGCUAGAAGAACACAAGAGCAAAAUGAGCAAAAUCAGAUCUCUGUGGUGGCUGUUCUCUUAGCGGCUCUGCGGAAGUCCAUGGUGUCCUGCCGCGUUGAUCGACCGGACGACGUCAUGUCAACUGUUCAAAACAUGGAAAUCGGGUGGCCCACGAAUGUGCGCCACAUUACCCAUGUGACCUUCGACCGCUUCAAUGGCUUCCUUGGUCUUCCUGUUGAGUUCGAGGUCGAGAUUCCGUGCAGAGUUCCAAGCGCCAGCGCUAGUGUAUUUGGCGUCUCAGCAGAAUCAAUGCAGUGUUCUUACGAUUCAAAAGGGAACAGUGUCCCUACCAUUCUUUUAUUAAUGCAGGAGCGGUUGUAUUCACAAGGAGGCUUAAAGGCGGAAGGGAUUUUCCGUAUAAACCCAGAGAACAGCCAAGAGGAACAAGUAAGGGACCGGCUCAACAGAGGCAUUGUGCCUGCUGACAUUGAUGUUCACUGUUUGGCGGGUCUAAUCAAAGCUUGGUUUCGAGAGCUUCCUUCAGGUGUGCUUGAUGGACUUUCACCCGAACAAGUUCUCCAAUGCAACACCGAAGAAGAAUCAGUUGAGCUUGUCAAGCAAUUACAGCCCAUGGAGGCUGCCUUGCUCAGCUGGGCUAUUGAUCUUAUGGCUGAUGUUGUUGACCAAGAAAAGUUUAAUAAAAUGAAUGCAAGAAAUAUAGCAAUGGUUUUUGCUCCAAACAUGACUCAGAUGUCUGAUCCUCUAACGGCUCUGAUGCAUGCUGUUCAAGUGAUGAACUUGCUAAAGACCCUUAUUAUGAAAACAUUGAGAGAACGAGUAGAGAAUGCAACUGGAGGAUAUUCACCUUCAUCUUCUCAUUCAUACAGUCAUCAAACUGAUGAGGAUUUUGACAGCCAGCAAGAGAUGGAUACAAGCGGUGAAUUGAGAGGGCCGAUAUCGGAUUGUGAUCAUGACCAUUACAACCAUAGCAGUGAAGGUGAAGAUGAGGCUGAUUCAUUAAAUGAAAUAGAAGAAUGUUUCUUGAGACGGUUGGAUGAGAAUGAAAAUGUCAUGAAUUGUUCCCCCCAAGUCCAACAAUCAGAAAGAGGUUUACAAAGAGAGCAUGUUAGUCCCAGUAAUUGUUCUGGAGUUAAUGGGGAGUCAACAGUUUCGUUCACCGAUAGCAAAAAUGAGAGUUCUGGUUCAAGUAUGAGUGAUGGAGAAGGCUCAGAGUUGAAUCUUGCUGCUUGGAGACAAAAGGCCGACACAAAGAGUCCAUCCAUUGGCUGCAAGGACACCAAUGAUGCGGAGAUGGUGGACAAAUUGGCUGAGUCUCCUCCCAUGCCUUUGGUGGUGUCUAACAUGUCUUCUGAUUGAGGUUACAUUUCCAGUGUUCGGGAUGCCCUUUGGAAAUUUUCCCUCUAAUCAUGGUUUCUGUAGAUUGAUAUGGCAUUGCGUGAUCAGUGUUUGGUUUGGUCAAGCAUAGGGUUGUGUUUGCUUGUACUUGAAGUGGAUUGAGGGAAUCUCAAGGUUCAGCUCGGGGCUGAACUUUUACUUGUCCUGUAUGUUUCUUUGACCAUUAGAUUGGCAUGGGUUGGGUUUCAAAGUGUAGUCUUGAGAGUUUGUUCUCCCUUGGAAUGUAAUUGUGCUUGCUUUGUAUGCUUGAUUUAUGCUAUGUUAAAAAAGAUUGAAAUAUAUUUCUCUUUAAGUUGAUUAA